AUGCAGAAGCAAAUUAUCCUCCCAUUCAAAGCUACUGAUGCACAGACGGGCAAGACAGGAGAAGGAGCAACAGCGCCUCCGCCUGGGUUCAGCAGUCCUGUCUCCCCCAGCGGGUCCUCACCCUCUGUCCAGCCUCCCGUCUAUCUGUGGGGACCCUCUAGAGCAGCUGGCAAACCUCGAGCAAGGCUGAGUCAGGUUCUAACAGCAGAACAGCACAGGGCGCUGUGCCGAAUCGGAGCCCUCGUCCGCGGCUUCCUCACUCGCAGGCUUCUCAAAACAGACAAGGUCAAACAGCUGCGGCAGACUGUUGGGGACACGCAGGAAUUCAUCCGCUCGUUCCAGAUUGAAGCAUCGCAGAAGAAAUGCAGCUACUCAGCACAAGAUCAGUCUUUGCAGGAGAGAGUUGGAGCCCAGCUUCGCGCAGCCCUUUACGACGUCCAUGACAUCUUCUUUGAAAUGCCUCUGAGGGACCGACUGUCUUUACUGCAGCAGGACCGGGAGCUCCGUGCAGAAAGGAAGUUACGAGACAUGGAGAAAACCAAGUGCCCCAAGGAGAGAGCGGUUCUGUCUGCAGCUACACAGAGAUCUCUGGACAGGAAAAAGAAGGUCAGUGAAUCUCCAGCUCAGGCUAGGAAGAUGCAGCAGAAGCCAAAGAGCCCCACCACCAACAGAGUCCUGAAGCCCAGUCAAGGCCAAAAUUCUCCAGUUCAAGCACAGCUGAACCGGCAAGGGAGCUGGUACAGAAAGACGCCAGAGGAGAGAGUGAAGCGCUCUGACAACCUGAAGAAGCAGCAUUCUCUCGGUUAACACGUCUCUACAUCCCCUGAUCUGUGGAACCUUUAGUCUGUUAAUACAAAGUUUGCUUCAGUUAAACUCCAAUAAUCGCUGCUAAGAGUGUGAUUGUCCUUCAUCAAGUGAUUGUAUAAACUACCACAUUGCCAGUAUGUGAAUGGCUGUAGAUUUUUGCAAUAUCAUAACAGAUUAGUAGAUGAAUACUUUAGUGGAUGAAAGACAUUACAUUGUUUGUAAAAGGAAGACAGAAACAGAUCAGAGCUGAAUUUCAAACUAUUUCUGUGCCUAAAAACAAAGUGUGUGUAACAUUUUAACCUGUUCAUAAACACCCAGUGCUUUAAUUUUAUAUUUUGUUCAAGGGCUUUUAGUUCAUGUUUUAUUUAUUUAAUGGUGCUAAGUUUACAGUUCUUCAGUUUAGAAACUUGAGUGUCUUACUAAAAAUAUUGUGGAAUGAAAAAGUAUAUUGUAUUUGUUUACACACUGUUACUUUAUUGUAGCCUGUAUAGAUGCACAGCAGAGACUAGUGAAAACUAAACAGGCUGCAAGAUGCAUUUUCAGAGGUUUCCAAGAGCAAGUGUCUGAAUCAUUGAAGAUGAAGAAGAUUGAAAAUUACUUAAACAUAUUGACACAAAUUGGUACAUAAGUACAUAUAUACAUUGUCAGUGGCAUUGAUGUUUUUAUUUGUUUUAUUUUUGUUUUUAUUUAAUGUUUAAAAAGGUUUCUAUGGCUACAAUAAAUUCCAAAAUUUCUUGGA
Betta splendens (Siamese fighting fish) is the source of this 1546-nucleotide messenger RNA. RefSeq names its product centriolar coiled-coil protein of 110 kDa-like. Lineage: Eukaryota; Metazoa; Chordata; Actinopteri; Anabantiformes; Osphronemidae. Gene Ontology annotation, molecular function: protein binding. The transcript is spliced from 10 exons. Gene Ontology annotation, cellular component: centriole. The coding region runs from base 1 to 807 and encodes 268 amino acids. Gene Ontology annotation, biological process: centrosome duplication; centriole replication; regulation of cytokinesis. The record is from RefSeq and is a predicted model, not a curated record.